Molecule: messenger RNA, 2682 nt
Organism: Dalotia coriaria
Lineage: Eukaryota; Metazoa; Arthropoda; Insecta; Coleoptera; Staphylinidae
Product: peroxisomal multifunctional enzyme type 2-like
Exons: 11
Coding region: 154-2304 (716 amino acids)
Cellular component (GO): cytosol
Molecular function (GO): oxidoreductase activity
Source: RefSeq, a predicted model, not a curated record
UUGCGACAAUCAGAUGUUUUUUUUAAUUUCAAACAAACAUAAUUUAUAUGUAGCUGUUAUCUAACUUCUCUGCGUUGUAUGUGAUUAACAACAUAUAAAUAGAUAAAUAUUCCAGUUUGGUGUGCACACUCAACGCGACACAAGUAGACAAUCAUGAGCGAAUUACGAUACGACGGAAGAGUUGCGGUGGUUACCGGUGCUGGUGCUGGUCUUGGACGUGCCUAUGCCCUUUUAUUUGGGUCCAGAGGAGCAAAGGUGGUUGUUAAUGACCUGGGAGGUGGUCGACAUGGUGAUGGCAAGUCAUCCAAAGCUGCAGAUGAUGUUGUGGCUGAAAUUAAAAGAAUGGGUGGUCAAGCUGUUGCUGACUACAAUUCAGUUGUUGAGGGUGAUAAAAUCAUCAAAACUGCGUUGGACGCGUUUGGUCGUGUUGAUAUCGUCGUGAACAACGCUGGUAUCUUGAGGGAUAAGAGUUUCCCAAGAAUUGCCAUUGGUGACUGGGAUAUUAUUCAAGAUGUUCAUCUUAAGGGUGGUUUCAAGACCGCACAAGCAGCGUUCCCUCUUUUUAAACAGCAGAAAUAUGGCAGAUUGAUUUUCACAGCUUCAAAUUCCGGACUUUACGGUAAUUUUGGCCAAGCUAACUACGCUGCCGCUAAAACCGGUACUCUGGGCCUAUCCAGCACGAUUGCCAUCGAAGGCAAGAAAUACAACAUCACCAGCAACGUCAUUGUCCCAACUGCUGCAUCACGUCUCACUGAAGACAUCCUCCCACCGGAUGUAUUCAACGAAUUGAAACCGGAACUAAUUGCGCCGGUUGUGGCGUAUCUUUGCCAUGAAAGUUGCACUGAGUCAGGUUCCAUUAUUGAAUCGGCAGCUGGCUGGGCUGGAAAAUGCCAUGUCAUUCGCGCAAACGGCAAAAAUCUGCGUAAGAAGGUCUCUGAUGGUGUGAGCAUUGAAGAUGUGAGAGACAACUGGGAGAAGGUUACUGAUAUGAAUGGUGCGAGGCAUUUUGCGUCAAUUGAAGAAGUUACUGCUGAAUUGAUGGCAUCUAUUGGUAGUGACGGUGGAAAUUCUGAUGGUGUACAAGAAGGUCAAUCAUUUAAUGAUAAAGAUGCUAUUUUGUAUGCUUUGGGAGUUGGAGCAUCCGUGACUAAUCCAGGAGAUCUUCGUUUCCUCUAUGAAAAUCACGAAGAUUUCAGCGUUUUGCCCACUUAUUUAGCAACGUUGUCUGUUGGUGCUUUGAUGUCUUCAAGCACGAUGGAUAAUGUUGUGCCUGGUAAAACUGUUUCUCUUGAAAAUGUCCUGCAUGGUGAGCAAUAUCUGGAAGUCAUGGAUGAUUUCUCUGCGCCGAAGACUUUCACUAACAGUAUGAAUACUGUGGAGGUUUUGGACAAAGGAUCCGGAGCUGUUAUCGUUACAGAUGUUGUAAGUCAAGAUGCAAGUGGUAAACCUUUGUGGAGGAACCAAAUAGCGACUUUUGCCGUUGGUGCUGGUCAAUUUGGUGGACCAAGAAGCGGCAACAAGUUGAUUCCAUGCGUGCCGAAACCCAACCGCAGCUGUGAUAAGAGUUUGUCUUAUAAAACUUCUCAAGAUCAAGCUGCAUUAUUCCGUCUCAGUGGUGAUGUUAAUCCAUUACACAUUGAUCCUAACUUUGCUGCUGUUGCCGGUUACAAGAAACCGAUUCUUCAUGGUCUUUGCUCUUUGGGCAUUUCAGUACGUUUAGUGCUGCAGGCUUAUGCUGGUAACGAUCCCAAGUUGUUCAAAGCACUCAAGUGCCGUUUUGUGAAACCAGUUCUGCCUGGCCAAACAAUCAAAGUAGACAUGUGGCGUGCCGGCAACCGCAUCCAUUUUGAAACAUCGACAGUCGAGAACAAUAGCGUCACCAUCAGUGGCUCGUACGUGGACCUGAAAUCAGUCGUUGAAGUCGAUUCGCUUGCGUUGAACAACACAUCCGCCAUGGCUCUCCAAUCUGAUGCUAUCUUUGAGUUCAUUAUCUCGAAAGUGAAUGAAGACCCAGCCAAGGCAAAGGCUGUAAAUGGCAUCUUCUUGUACAUCAUCACUAAAGAUGGCAAACAGGCUAAACAAUGGACUAUGGAUUUGAAGGCUGGUAAGGUGUAUGAAGGUGCACCAACUGGUGUAAAACCCAACACAACCCUGACCAUUUCCGAUGAGGACUUUGUGCAACUUGCAACUGGCAAACUGAAUCCACAGUCUGCUUUCAUGAAGGGCAAGUUGAAGGUCACCGGUAACGUGAUGAUGGCGCAGAAGUUGGGCCCUCUGCUGAAGGCCGCCGACGCCAAGUUGUAGAUAUUAUUAGCUAAGACGAAGACAACACAAUUUUAUAAAUAUUAAAUAAUGAUAUAUGGUGCAGCAUGUAGACAUUAAGGAGGGUGUGCAUUUAUAGAUUUCUUUAUUGUAAUGUUUGCUGUUAUGGCAGACAUGUAAGAAACAAAUAUUGUAUUGUUGUGGGGUGGUUUGUAGAGUUUUAUAUGUGCAAAUGUUUUGGCAUUUCCUGAUUUCUGAUUUCGUAUCGGAAAUUUUAAAUAUAUUUGAUUUUAAUCUAAAAAAUUCAGUUUUGAGGUUUGGUUAUGUAUUUGACAGCAAAUUUGACAUGAUAUUUAUGCGAUGUUUAUUUGUAUUAUGUUUAAAGUAUUAAUUUUCACUUUAAAUUUACUCUUAAUUGCA